Molecule: messenger RNA, 2325 nt
Organism: Zasmidium cellare ATCC 36951
Lineage: Eukaryota; Fungi; Ascomycota; Dothideomycetes; Mycosphaerellales; Mycosphaerellaceae
Exons: 5
Coding region: 1-2325 (774 amino acids)
Biological process (GO): regulation of DNA-templated transcription; DNA-templated transcription
Molecular function (GO): DNA-binding transcription factor activity, RNA polymerase II-specific; zinc ion binding; DNA binding
Source: RefSeq, a predicted model, not a curated record
AUGGAACGCAAAGGAGCCCGCGGUGUACCCGCGGACAUGGUCCACCGCUGGUCCAAAGCACCACUAUCCUGCCGCCUCUGUCGUGCCAAGAAGCUCCGCUGCGACCGUGCCCAGCCUUGCUCCAACUGCGCGCAGCGGAACGCCGACUGCGAAUACACCGAGUCGUUACCCAGCACCGCCACCCGCUCCGAUGCUGCACGCACGAAGACGACCAGCAAACGGGAGCAGCCUUUGCCGCCGAAAGAGCCCUUUCAUCCUUCAUUGCAGCGUCUCGAGCAGAUCGUCCUGCAACAGUCCAAGCAGGGACCGCAAUCGUCCGCACAGCCAAGCGGGUCCCCCUCCGGCAAUCACGUUACAGCUCCUGUGGCAGGCUCUGCAGACGGUCAGGAGCCGGCUUGGGUUUCAGUCGGGGGCAGUGACGCAUCAAGUCCGAUGAACAGAGUCUCCAAGGCGACUAGCCUGGUCGACGAGAUGUCCUCAGGGCAGCUACAGCAAAGUGUGGUCGCAUUUGGUUCUGGAAUCCCGAGCGAUGUUGAGCAGCUCAUCAGUCCGGACCCCACAACCCCAGAUGCUAUUUUGCUCGCAAGAUGUCUUCCUCCCCUCUCGCAGGCGAUGGAGUUGUUCAAUCACUUUAUGCACGCGAUCCACCCUACCUUUGGAGUUCUGCAUGUUCCAUCGACUCGGGCGCUUUUGCAGCAGAUCUACCAGAACCUACUCGAUGGAGAUGAGCCAAAUAUGGCUGGUCUGGCCCUUAUCUACUCCGUCUUUGCCGGUGCCGCUCUCGCUUGGUCGACUGAACUCCUCGGUGCUCUUCAAGCAACCCAGGAGAACGCCGAAAUGUCAUUUACGACUUACAGUCAAUUGGCAGUCGCUAUUCUUGACAAUCGCCAGCACCCAGUGCCGAAUUCCACAGUCGCAUUGCAAGCGUUCAGUACGCUAGGGUACGUGCUGGCACAUAGCGAUGGCUUCUCACAGACUGUGCACCUGCUCAGGAGCAGAGAGAUGCAUAUGUCACGAAGUCUCCAGAUUCAUCGAUUGGACACUGCAAAGCGGCGAGAAGAACGACGUCUCAAAGGAUUCAAUAUCAUCGAGACGGAAGCCCAGCGUAGACUAUGGUGGCACAUGGUCUCCUCUGACUGGCUUCUUGCGCUAUCUAGCGGCGCGAAUGAAGGUGUCUAUCUUCAUCAACCACGGCAUAUGAACGUCAAUUACCCGAGCAAUAUUGAUGACGAGACCAUUCCGGCCUCAGGUACGGACUUUGGUCUUCCCAUAUCCGUUCCCACCUCAACGUCCGCCUUCCUAUGCCGGAUUCGCCUUUCCGAAUUUUGUCGCGAAGUUGUCGAUACCCUGCCGCCUUUCGCUUUCCACGAGACGGACAGCAGCUCAUCCCAUGAUUCAGAGAUCGACUAUGACCUGAUCCUCGACCUGGACACUCGGUUGCAAUAUUACAUCGAUGCGCUACCCUUCUUUCUUAAGAAUGACCAAGAAAGCCUACAACAGAGCGUCUUUGUCUGCCACGAACGGCCGUAUAUCGCUUGGCAACGAACGUUCCUGCACUUUGCAAUCAACAUGCGUAUUUGCCGCCUCCACCGACCGUUCCAUUUGGCCGGUUUCACGGACCCAAAAUACGCAUAUUCGCGAGCGCGGUGUAUUCGUGCGGCCGAGAACGUAUUGGAACUGCGGCGUUCAAUGGAGGACGUUGCGGCACUGAUCAACCUCAACCCAUCACGUUUUUGGCUCAUCGUGCAGCAUGUGUUCCAAGCCGCCAUCAUUCUUGCGAUCGAUGUGUCGUUGAAGCCCGACUCUCCAGAAGCCAUACCGCGACGAACUGAGGUUCUCGCUGCAUGCGAAAUGCUUCAGCGGUCACAGCAUGAAUCCGCUACUUUGAAAAAGGCAAUACAGAAGAACACACGAACUCUUUACAGGGUUCUCCAGAAUCAGACUUCGCUGCCCAAAAGUCACCCGGCUUUGGGGAGUGGCAUAGCGGCAAGCACAUCUGGGUUCGAGUACAAAGACAACUUGAUGAAUGCAGAUACGUUUUCAAAUGGAGCGUCCCUUCAACACUUGGGAAAUGGAGCCGAUGCACUGCUUUACUCAGCACCUACCAUGAUGCCGGAUCUGACGAUGCCGCUUGUGCAGGAUACAGCUACGUCCAUGAAUGGAGGAAACUGGCCUGACGCAACGCAGACUCAGCAGUUCGACGAUGAAAGCUGGGGCAAGCUGUGGUCCGACGUUUUCAACAAAGGUCUGGAUCUUGACCCCAUGCAGUGGAGUUCUCUCAUGGAUGGCAUGGGUUUCUCAGAUAUUAGCGGCGAGGAGCGAUAG